AUAACGCCGUUUCUAUGCCGAAGCUAAGCGCGAGGGGAGUGUACAGUGGCGCAUGCGCACUGCGCGGCUCACGGCACCGGGCGUCACACCGCAGCGGCUGCAGAUUUUUUUUUUUUUUCCCGUCAGAUAGAAGACGAUCAGCAGGAGAAACGGAGAGCGAGACGGCAGGAGGGCCCAGGAGAUCGAAAGCAGAGGAUGGGUUAAGUGGAAGCUGUCUGAAAAGGGAAGGACGGACACAGCCUAUUGAUCUCGCAUUUCCGGGCUGCAGAUGCAGUUGUGCCUCGCGCGCGUACCAUUUGUUGCUGUUUGCUGAAAAGCAGGGAUUAAUGGGAUUCUACUAAGAGAUCUGUGUGCUUAUUUCUCUCUCUUCCCUCGACGAUGGAUGAGCGGAACUGAAUGAGAGUUGGGCAUCAGUUAGAAGUGAUGAGAGAGACGGGUGAAGAGUGCCGCGUUGCUGGUGCCGUGUGCGCGCUCGGUUCGGAUCGCUCCGGGGUUGUUUUCCGCUCGCUGUUAUGAUGGAAAGCGCUGAUGGCUCGAGCAGCGACGCCAAACUGCAAAGCCAGCCGCUGGAGAAGAAGAGGUUAAACCGUGCACCGUCUCCGGCCAGACCUUUCCUGAAGGAUGGCCACUCCAGAGCUCUUAAAUCCACCGCGCUUACACCAAAAUCUCCUAAACUCAACAAGCAGCAGCAGCAGCAGCCCGCGGCGUCCUUCACUCCACACAGCCGCGCUGUGAGACGCGCCGCGACCGGAGCGAAGGACAAACCGGCGCCGGUGAAAAGCGCCGCCAAAUCCUCAGCGACUAAAAAGGCCUCAAAGGUCACGCAGGCGAAACCGGUCGGGAAAGCGGCGGACACCGUUAGUCGCCUUGCAAAAAGCGGAAAGGGGAAGCUGAUACCUCUGUCGCGCGCUCCUCUGGCCCACGGUUCCGACUCGCCGGUGCGCGUUCCCACGGGGCGCCUUGCUCAGACAGACAGCAGCUCGGAUCUGUCCGACUGUCCCUCCGAGCCGCUGUCCGACGAGCAGCGCCUCGCUCAGGCCGCCAGCAGCGAUGCCGAGUCAGGAGCCGGAUCGGGAUCCAGUGAGCGCGGACACGCGGCUGCAGAUGAAGCCGCGGACCCCGGGGCUGUGGGGGCCUCCGGCGCUGUGGGGGCCUCCGGUGGAGCGCGACUGCACGGCCAGAGAGCGGACAUCACCGCGGCUCAGCCACAAGCUUCACCUGCGCGAGAGAAACCCAAACCGGAAAAACACACCGAGAGCGCGCAGCUCAAACCGGAGGCCGGCAAAGAGCUGGCAGAGGAGGAUUUAUUACGGGAAAUUGAAGAGCUUCGCUCAGAAAACGACUACCUCAAGGAUGAAGUGGAUGAGCUGCGUGCUGAGAUGGAGGAGAUCAGGGACAGCUAUCUGGAAGAGGAGGUGUAUCAGCUGCAGGAGCUGCGCAGGGAGCUGGACCGCUCCAACAAGAACUGCCGCAUCCUUCAAUACCGGCUGCGCAAGGCAGAGCAGAAAAGCCUGCGAGUGGCCCAGACUGGCCAUGUGGAUGGAGAACUGCUCCGUAACCUAGAGCAGGACCUCAAGGUUGCCAAAGACGUGUCGGUGCGUCUACACAAUGAGCUGGAAAGCGUGGAGGACAAGCGCACACGAGCAGAGGACGAGAACGAGAUGCUCAGGCAGAAGAUCAUUGAGGUGGAGAUUUCCAAGCAGGCUCUGCACAAUGAGCUGGAGAGGGCCAAAGAGAUGGCAAUAAGGAGAAGAGGGAGCCGGGAAACAUUCAAGGACAAAAAAUCUCUUUCUCAGGAGGACAGUGCCGACCUGCGAUGUCAGCUGCAGUUCUCUAAAGAAGAAUCAGCCCUGAUGCGUAAGAAGAUGGCCAAGCUUGGCCGAGAGAAGGAUGAGCUGGAGCAAGAGCUGCAGAAGUACAAGUCUGUGUACGGGGAUGUGGACAGCCCCUUACCCCUGGCCGAGGCACCGGGUGGCGGGCCGCACAGCACACGUGAAGCCGAACUCCGGCUACGCCUCAAGCUUGUAGAGGAGGAGGCCAAUAUUUUGGGCCGGAAGAUUGUGGAGCUUGAAGUGGAGAACCGAGGCUUGAGGGCUGAGAACGAGGACCUGCGCUGCCAGUAUGAGCGUGAUUGCUUUGGCCGUGAACCUUUCUCCAGUGUGCCUACAUCUCCAUUUGGUGCAGACGCUCCAGAGUCUGCCACUGAGCUGCGACGCCACUUGCAGUUUGUGGAGGAGGAGGCUGAGCUGCUACGACGCUCCAUUUCCGAGAUUGAGGAUCGCAACAAGCAGCUGACCACCGAGCUCAAUCGCUUCAAAUUUGGACCUUCCGAUGGUGAGGCCGAGGAGGUAGAGGGUGGAGGUGCUUUGGCCAUGCUGAAGCCUGGAAACAGUGGUGCAAGCAUGCCAAUGAGUGGCACAGUGUCCCUGCAGGAGGAGCUAAAAGCCGCCCGGAUGCAGAUUAAUGAACUGAGCGGGAAGGUGAUGAAGCUGCAGUACGAGAACCGUGUACUGAUCUCAAACAUGCAACGCUGCGACCUGGCUGCACACCUGGGCCUUCAUUCUGCAAGUCCUCGUGAUAGCGAUGCUGACAGCGAUGCUGGCCGCAGGGAUGCCGAGGAGGAUGAGACAGGACGGCUCUUACUGCUCCACCCCAAGCGAGAGGGGCCAGUGGGUGGAGAAAGCGACUCUGAGGACCUGUUUGAGAAGACAGCUACCUCAGGUUUUGGGAGCGCUGGGAAGGGGUCAGAUAUGGGAGAGCUUGGAGGGGUGGAGCUCACAAAGCGGAGACGGGAGGAUCGCGAGAUGCUUGGUGGUAUUAAACGGGAAGCUGAGCGGCUAGGAAAGACAGUGGAGAGGCUCAUCUCUGACACAAACAGUCUGAUCUGUGAGGGGCGUCUUGUUGUGACCGGGGCCGACUCUGUGGGGGAGGGUUCUGACUUCAGGGGUGACGGCGACUCAGCUGAACCCAAGCCUGACUCUCAGUCUCAGGUGCUAGAUGCCAUCAAUGCUCGCAUGCGGACAUUCCGGGCAGAGCUUUAUGCCUUCAUGGAGAAAGUGGACCACCUGGGCGAAGGUCUGAGGGACCGCAGCGAUGAUCUUUCGCCAAUGCCUAAUCUAACUGAGUCGAGCAGCUUUUUGUCAACUGUCACGUCCAUGUCCCGUGACUCGCCUAUUGGAACUCUAGGAAGGGAUCUGUCGACAGACUUUCAGUCCGGCCGGAGGCAGGAGUUCGAGUGGUCCCUAGGCCGGCGGAAUGGCCCGGAGGCGCCUGCGCUCAGUAGAUACGGCAGGCCCCACAGUGUCAGAGCCGAGCUCCGGGAGCCGAGCUUGUCUGAAGUGGGCACUCCUGCCAGGGAGGCACCGUUCUGUCUGGAUCUCGAGAGGAGGAUGAGAGCAGGACAGGAAGAGAGGGACAACCUACCAUCCUCCAUCACUCAGGAGGAGGAGUUGAGACAUCUGGAGGCACGUCGAGGUCUGGAGCUGCAGGGUCUGCAGACGCACGAGCCCGCAUGGCCACAGGAAAGAGCUCUACUGCAACAGGAAGUGCGCCUGUUCCGGCAGAAUGCCAUCAUUGUCUACAUGAAGCUGCGCUGGAUCCUCAUGCACUGGAGGCUCGGGCGCAGGACAGACGCAGCCGAGGAGGGAGCUGAGUAUGAACGCUUGGAAAGCAUCCCAGAGAUUGGAUUGGUGAGGGAACGAGCUGAGGAAGACACAGAGCGGGAGGACAAAGUGUGUCCCCAGGCCAUGUGGGGAGACAUCCCUGACCCUGGACCACUCUUACUGUCCCCGGAUAAACUCCACUAUCAGAAACAGGCAGGUGACACUAGACGGGUUCUUCAUGCCCUGCGUUCCCUGCUGGAGGAGUUGAGGGCGGAGCUACGGGAGGAGGCCCAGAGAUGCUGUCAGCUGCAGCAGACGCUGGCCAAUGAGAGAGCAGCAUGGGAAAUACAGCGUGCUGAGAUGAGGAGCCGCAUAGCACAGCUGGAGGAGUCGAGAGGAGCAGAGUUAGUAGGCGGAGCAGACUCCUUGUGGCAGGAGAGAGAGAGGGAGCAGGAGAGGGAGCGUGAGGAGCAGAAGAGGCUUCUGGCCGAUAGCCACAGUGUGGCUCUGGAGCUGCGCUGGAAGCUACGGCACGGCGAGAGGCGAUGGACCCGAGAGAGGAGUGAACUCCUCGAGAGCUUCGAGAGGGAGCGACAGGAGCGAGACCGCAACGUACAAGACCUCCACCGCAAGAUGGAGAAGAUGCAGCGGGAAAUACCUCCCCGUCACUCUGAAGGAGGGACGCCGCGUGUCUUCUCCCCUCAGGACAGUCCCUGUAAGGCCCCCAGAUCUCCACGCUCCCCUCGUGGAGCUCCAUGUGCGGUGUCUCGUUCUCACUCUGACUCGGAGGCCACAUUGGAAGAGAGAGCACGACCCAGCGAGAGCCUCUUCUUGGAUGCUCUGUCUCUGGAUCCACCAAACGAGGCCGAAGUUCCUCCUUCAUCCAGACUGGAAAGUGAGAAGAGGUUCCCCUGUCUCAAUGAAGCAUUAAAUGAAAUCUCAGAGAGAGCGGAUCCUGUACUCUAUCCUGAGGAAGAGAUGACCAGUGGUAGCCUCCUCAGGGCAAAAUCAGUCUGCUCUAUGAGUGAUUUCCAGCGUUUGAUGGACAGCUCCCCCUUCCUGCCAGACAAGAGCAAGUCAGGUGAAUGUGGGCGGGAUGAGGUGACUCCACCCCUAUCUCCUGAUGACCUCAAAUAUAUUGAGGAGUUUAAUAGCAAGGGCUGGGAUCUCUCCAAAUCCCCACUGUCUUCCUGCCCAAUCCCAGGCCCUGUGCUGCCCCCACAGGUAGUGGAGGCAUGGGUGGAACGGGCAGAUACCCACAGACCUGUCCCUUCUUCAUCAGAUACAUUUCAGCCAGCUGCAUGGUACUUGACCACCAGUGCCACACUAACUACAAAUACCACAAGCAGCCUGGAGCAAUGUCAGCGUCUGGCUGCAAGAGGCUCCCCAGUGCCUGACCACUUUGGUGUGCGUGUCCUCCACAGCCCCACUAGGGCAGAGAGGUUAAACCCAGGACCAUCAGAUCAGGAGUAUGCAUUCUCCAGAGUGAGCAAGGAAAAUGAAGGGGAGGACAUUUUCGGAGGAAGGUGGCCAUGUGAACUGAGACAUUUGGAAGGUGGUGAGCAUGCAACUCUAUGCACUGCAAUGGGUUACACAUCCUCGCUUGAGCUAGAACUCUCUCGGAAUCUCAGUGAUGACAUGAAGGAAGUGGCAUUUUCUGUCCGGAAUGCCAUCCGCUCCAGCACAGCAACUGGAAGUAGUACUGCAGACCGUCAGAUGCGUGAUGCAGCAUGCCAGACCAAUGGCUCAAUGACACGUGGCACGCAAACCACACAGGGUGUGAAUGUGGCACUGCAGACACUCGCCAGCAGCCCUCGCCGCUGCCUCACUCCAGUUUCAUCGCCUUCACGUAGCCUCAGGAAGGCACAGUACUCACCUGCCACACAGGCCAAGUUUGAACGGUCAUGUUGUUCACCAAAAUACGGAUCACCCAAGCUCCAGCGCAAGCCCUCGUGUACCAAUACUGCACAAGGCAAAUCUGAACCCCCUGCCACCUCAUCGAGAGCUCCAACGCCAACUUCUCAGUCUCUGAAGGGCAACAGUGAGUCAGCAUGGGCGCGUUCUACCACCACCCGAGAUAGCCCUGUCCACACCACCAUCAAUGAUGGCCUCUCCAGCCUCUUCAACAUCAUUGACCAUACCCCAGUGACCUAUGACCCAGCGCAGAAGUUCAACAAGUCACCCAGCCGCUCCAGGCCCGUUGAAAGUGGGUCUGCAGGUGCAUCAGACCCUAAAGCAGGCAAUGGUGGAGCACCACAGGACCUUGCAAGGCCGUCCAGGGGUCGUUCGCCCAGCCCUAUCCAGCUCAUAGUGGAAUUACAGGGUGAGAAGAACCCAGAAACAAUUAGCAUCAGGCAGGACUUGUCAGCUCCACCAGGUUACACGAUAGCAGAGAAUGCAGCACGGAUAUUGAAUAAGAAACUGUUGGAGCAGGGCUUCAGGGAGGAGAAGAAACAAGGUUCAGCCACGGCAGCACAGAGCAAAACAGGAGAAGUGGACAAACCUGGAUGUAUUGAGGACCUCCCCCGAUCACCAGUAGCCCCGCCCCUGGACUCCUGUUUCCUUCGACCGGCACGUCCUGCCAAUCGCCGCCCUCCCUCUCGCUGGGCUGCGCGCUCUCCUUCUUCUUCACCCAACUACAAAGACCACAUAGAGAGGUUCCGCUUCCCCUCACCCAUCAGACCUGCUCAAACGAUCCCAGAGACAGAGGAGUCCAGUCAGGAACUACCUCAGCACCCAGCCUGAGGACAUCCUGCACCAGCCAAGCCUGCUCACUGUCCUCUCCUCUCCUCUCUUCUCCUUCUUCUUCUUCUUCUUCUUUCUAUCCUCACCCCUCCUACAAUUACCUCUAGACUUCUGGAUUGUUCUCUCUAUCUGUCCUGUUAUCUUCUCCUCUCCUCCCUGUCACAUUCUCCUCCUUUUUUCUUCCCAUCCCCUCUACUAUCUUUCCUUCUUCUUUUCCUCUUCUUCUCCUCACCUUUCCUGUCACCUUCAACUACUUUUUUUCUUCUCAUCCCCUCUUCUGUCAUUUCUUCCUCUCAUCCUCUUCCUCUCCUCACCUUUCCCCACCUCUUUCUCUUGCUUUUUUCUUCUCAGUCCCUCUUCUAUUGUUUCUUCCUCUCUUCCUUUUCUUCUCCUCACCUCCCUUGUUUUUAUCCUUUCCUAAUUCUCUUCAUUUUUUUUCUCUCUCUCAUUUUUCUGCUAAUCUUAUUUGGCUUUCUGUAUUUGCUUUUCUCCUCUCCUUUCUUCCUUUUUGUCUCUUCUCUCUUACUCAUUAUCCUCCCAUCUUCUUAUAUCCUCCUCUUCCUUUUCCCUGUCCUCUACCUCUUCCUUCUACCAUCUUUCUUUUCUCUUCACCUUCUUUGUCUUGCUUCUCUCCUCCUCAUUCUUUCAUCUUUCCUAUCCAUCCCAUCUUCCUCAUCAUCCUUUCAUUUUUUUCUUAUACAUAUCCUCUGCCUGUUCUCCUCAUCCUUCUCAUUCUGUCUUCACCUUCUCUUGUCCUUUCCUCUUACCAUUCUCACACGUUCCUCUCCUUUUGUCCUGCUCAUCUUCCGUCCCUCCUCUUCUCUCCUCCUUUCUCCUCUUCUCCUCCGUCUCUUCUCCUUUAAUCCAGCCUGACGACACAAGCACCACCAGAGUGUUGGACCAUUCUAGCUCUUCUCACACCCUUCACAUCCUCAACACAGGGGAUGAGAAAAGGACGAAGUUCCUUGAGCACCAGCCGACAAGCAACAACCUUCUAGUACUUUCUGUGAGAAUUCAAGGACCUCGAAUGUACUGAAGCAAAACAACACAACCUACUCCAUCAGAGGUGCCUAAACACACUUGAUAUCUCAAUGGUCCCAUAUACGUGUGUCUCUGUGUAUAUGCAAUACGUAUGAAUUUAUAUGUGUUGGUCAGAUUAAGAUUUUUUUCUUAUAUCCUGGGGAAAACCGGAUAAAUCGAUUUUGUCUAAAUGUUUACAUGUCGUUGGUUUUUUCUUUUUUUUGCUCAUUCAUUAAGGAUAUAUAUGUUAUCUCCCAUGUACAUACUUGAUAAAAUUAUUUUCUUAUUUUUUAGCGUGAUAGUUUUCUUUCUUUUUUUCUGCUUGUGGCUUAAAUUUAUUUGAGUACGAAGAAAAGACAUUUUAUUUAUUUUAUACACCGAAAAAAGAAAAUGCGACAGAAGAACAGAAACCUGAGUCAGGGAAACAUGAAACAUGAUGUCAACAACACUGACGUAUUUAUUACUCCAAAUGUAAAGUUGAAUGUUUAAUGCACCACAAAGGGAAGGUAACUGGCAACUGAUUAUCCUUAUGCAUAUUUUCCUGCAUAAUUUGAUCUGCAUGCCUUUUAAACCCUAGCACUUUAGUGCAUGAUAUUAAAUGCUGUUGUACCUUGUGCUAUAUCUCUAUAAUAUAAGACAGCCCUAUAUACGAACACACACUCACACACACACACACACGCACACACACACGCAAACCACUGUCCAUGGUCUGUACUUUUGUUGCCAUCAAAUUUACACAAGUUAGACCACUUUUUAAGUCGCUUAUUGUACCUAUUGCCCUGUCUUUGUAUAGCUGUUAUUAUUAUAUUUAAAUUCUUUCUUUAAUUUAAAGGACAAAAAUGGGAUUGUAAAAAAUAUGAUGAAUGUUUUAAAUUAAGUCAGUGUCUAAAGUCUAAUGAUAUAAAGUCUGUUUAAUUGGUAAUAAAAAUGAAUGUGUAUUUACAGAAAUUACCUGACAGUACCUGACUGCUUACAAUCUUCUGUUCUGUUCUAAUCUGAUUUAAAAAAAAAAAAAAAAAGGGACCAUCAGAGAACAUAGAAA
Messenger RNA from Pangasianodon hypophthalmus (striped catfish), 8409 nucleotides. RefSeq names its product microtubule cross-linking factor 1. Gene Ontology annotation, biological process: regulation of autophagy. The transcript has 16 exons. The record is from RefSeq and is a predicted model, not a curated record. The coding region runs from base 513 to 6347 and encodes 1944 amino acids. NCBI's taxonomy places the organism in Eukaryota, Metazoa, Chordata, Actinopteri, Siluriformes, Pangasiidae.